AUUAUACAAAGAAAUGAGCCUCCCGCUGCCUUUCCCAACAUUUUCCCAUCCUUUAAUUAAUUAAUUUGUUUUAUUUGUCUGUCUGUAUUUAUUUAUUGUUAUUGCCAAAACUAACCCCAAAAAGCAUAUCUCUUCUUCCUUCUCUUCUCAUUAUGCUUUUUUAGCCUCUCCUCUUAUCGUUCUUCUCGUCUUUCUUCCAAUAAUAACAAAACCCUUACAAGAUCGAAACCAAAAAAGGCAAACAAUUAUGAAGAAGAAUACCCUUUGUUCUGAAAAUAACGAUGUCUCAUGGAAGAAGAAAAGAAGAAUAAUCAAAGAACUUGUUCAAGGUCAAGAAGCUGCGACUCAGCUGAAGCUUCUUCUUCAGAACCCCAUUGGAGACACUUCUCUCUCAGCUGAAGAGCUUCUUGGCAAUGUCCUUACUUCCUUCGCUGAAACCCUUUCUCUUCUUGCUUCUAAUCAUUCCCAGGAACAACCUUGUCGCCAUGAUCCGUCGCCGUCGUCGGCAGAUCCCAGCGAUGAUUAUUCCGGAGAAUCUCAUAAUAUGAAGAGAUCUAAUUUGACUCCGGCCAAAAAAGUUGGUAGAGGCUGCUACAAAAGAAGGAGGACUGAACACACAUGGACCACAAUCUCUCCCACUGCAGAUGAUAAUAAUGCAUGGAGGAAAUAUGGAGAGAAAGAAAUUCAGAAUUCUAAAUUUCCUAGGAGCUACUUUAGAUGCAGUAGAAAGUAUGAUCAAAAUUGCCGGGCAAUCAAACAUGUGCAGAGGACACAAGAGAAUCCUUGUAUGUACCAAAUCACAUACAUUGGCAUGCACUCGUGCAAAGCCACCCCCAAUGAUGCUCCAACUAUAAACCAAGACACUACUCCUCCUCCUCCUCCUCCUCCUCCUCCUCCAUACAAGCCUUCCAUUAUUAUGCCACCAAAUAUGGUAUCAAAUGAUAAUGCAAACAAUAUAUAUCCAUGUCCAAGCUCUCUAUGUUCGGAUAUGGAUUUUGGGGUGGAUUUAGUUCAUUUUAGGGAAUCAUGACUUUUUGUCUUGAUUUUAUAAUUUUAGUUGUUUGAGAUGGUUGAAAAUCAAUAGCAAUGUUGGUGAACUAGUGAUCAAUAGCGGUAUAGUGAUUAUGGUAUGUAUAAGAAUAAAAUUAAUAUUUUAAUAGAAAAAUAAUUUUUCUGUUGUUUAUUUUGUGCAUUCUCCA
Messenger RNA from Arachis ipaensis, 1199 nucleotides. The record is from RefSeq and is a predicted model, not a curated record. NCBI's taxonomy places the organism in Eukaryota, Viridiplantae, Streptophyta, Magnoliopsida, Fabales, Fabaceae.